AGAAACAAUGAACAUCUACGUAAGUUAGAUACAGCGACUUUUAGCUUGCUCCUAGCUAGGCAUGCAGCAGCUGCUCAGCACUUUCGAAUGUAAACAAUGCCAACACGCGGGUUCAAUUGAAAUUGAAAUGAAUAUAGACGAUGGCCGAUGGAACCAGCACUAAAACCAGCACCAUGCGCCUGGGAAUGUGCGAGGUGUGCGCCGCAAAGGAAGCCCGCUACGCGUGUCCCAAAUGCGAGGUGAAAACGUGCAGCUUGCCCUGCGUCCAGAUCCACAAGAAGGAGCUGAGCUGCGAUGGCCAGCGGGAUCGCACCAAGUUCGUGCCCCUGAGCGAGAUGACACCGCGCGAAUUCAUGAGUGACUACUGCUUCUUGGAGGAGUGCACUCGCUAUGCAGAGAAUCGGAAAACCGAUCCGAGCAAGCGAUUUACCCACGACCAAAGGAAUCUACCGGUGGCACAGCAUCGCAUGCGGACGGCGGCCAAGAGGCGCAACAUUAACCUGCGCCUGCAGCUGGCGAAUUUCAGUCGGCACAAGGAGAACACCACGUAUCUAAACUGGAAACUGGGACGAUUCUAUUGGCGUGUGGAGUGGCUGUUUGCAAACAUUCCUCACGAGGCAAACCUUGCCCGCGAUGUCGCCCGCUUCGUGGACGAGCGAUGUGAUGAGGAGGUCACGCUGUCCGAUCUGGUAGCCAAGUACGUGGAUCUGGAGCAGGAGACGGCACGGGAUCAGCGCAAAUUGCUGGCAAACCAUCAGACUGCCGGCAUUGGCCAGCUGAGUUUUUGGCUAAGAGCCGAGGGCGUGCGUCGCAGCUGUACAAGGUGUUAUCUCCUGGAGGCGACCAAAACGCUGGGCGAGAAUCUAGCCGGCAAAACCAUCGUGGAGUUUCCCACCAUUUUCGUUACGCACGAACCGAAACCACCUGGUGGAUAUGAAGCCAUCGACAGCAGUGAAGAAUUCGAGGAAGAGCAGGAGGAGCUGCUGCCCAUAACCAAACCAGGACCAUCCUCCAAAGCAAUUGCGCAGGACUUGGAUGAUUCACAUGAUGUGUACCAUGAUCUGGCUGCCGCCUUUGCCGGUGAAGAUGUCAGUGAAACCGAAGACGACGAAGAAUUCGAGGCACUCUACAGAGAACGUGUAGAGCUGUAGAAACAAAGAAUCACCCGCAAAACACGCUCCAUUGUAAAUAAGACAACUAGCUAUUAAAUUUUACAUAAGUUCUGUAUUUUCUCGUACGCAUUUAAUUUGAUUUUUAUUUUAGGCUUAUUAAACAUUAAUAAUUCAUACCACACUUCGUUUCGAUCUAGUUCCGUCAUUGUCAACAUCAUCAAAUUACCAAUCGAUCAUUGAUCAUCAUAAUAUAGGUAUAUUAUAAAGAAGUUGGAAAAAUCAAGUUACAGAGCCUUGGGAUUAAUCGUAAUUUGUGUACACACUUUGAGUACAGAGUUUUGUGGUCAACACACAGCAGUUUGUCCCUAUUUGGAGGAUCUGUAGUUCAAUUUUGAUAUACCAAUUAGCAUUUCGAUUUGUACAUAAUACAUAUGUGUGCCAGUAUAUUCCUAUUAUAAAUUUGUUAUAUUACUUUCAUUCUUCCUAUUCUUUGCUUUUUCAUUUCUUCUUUUUUUUUUGCCUGCACCAGUUAUUUUUUUUUUGUAUAUUAUUUAAAUUUAAAAUUAAA
Drosophila santomea is the source of this 1680-nucleotide messenger RNA. Its product is annotated as box C/D snoRNA protein 1. The transcript has 3 exons. Lineage: Eukaryota; Metazoa; Arthropoda; Insecta; Diptera; Drosophilidae. Gene Ontology annotation, biological process: snoRNA localization; maturation of LSU-rRNA from tricistronic rRNA transcript (SSU-rRNA, 5.8S rRNA, LSU-rRNA); box C/D snoRNP assembly. The coding region runs from base 141 to 1151 and encodes 336 amino acids. The record is from RefSeq and is a predicted model, not a curated record. Gene Ontology annotation, cellular component: nucleus; pre-snoRNP complex.